Varanus komodoensis (Komodo dragon) is the source of this 1293-nucleotide messenger RNA. RefSeq names its product pyroglutamylated RFamide peptide receptor (gene QRFPR). Lineage: Eukaryota; Metazoa; Chordata; Lepidosauria; Squamata; Varanidae. Gene Ontology annotation, cellular component: membrane. Gene Ontology annotation, biological process: G protein-coupled receptor signaling pathway. Bases 1 to 1293 code for a protein of 430 amino acids. The record is from RefSeq and is a predicted model, not a curated record. The transcript has 6 exons. Gene Ontology annotation, molecular function: neuropeptide Y receptor activity.
AUGCGGUCCCUGAACAUCACGCCGGAGGGGUUCGCGCAGCUCCUGCGGGAGAACAACGUGACCCGCGAGCAGUUCAUCGCGCGCUACGGGCUGCAGCCGCUGGUCUACAUCCCCGAGCUGCCCGGCCGCGCCCAGCUGGCCUUCGCGCUCGCCUGCGCGCUCAUCUGCGCCCUGGCGCUCUUCGGGAACGGCCUGGUGCUCUACGUGGUGGCGCGCCGCAAAGCCAUGCGCACCGUCACCAACAUCUUCAUCUGCUCGCUGGCGCUCAGCGACGUGCUCAUCGCGCUCUUCUGCGUGCCCUUCACGCUGCUGCAGAACGUGUCCCGCAACUGGCCUGGCGGUGCCUUUGCCUGCAAGAUGGUGCCGUUUGUCCAGUCCACUGCAAUAGUUACUGAGAUUCUUACAAUGAGCUGCAUUGCUGUGGAAAGAUACAAUGGCAUUGUCCACCCUCUAAAAAUGAAAUGGCAGUACACCAACAGAAGAGCGUACAAAAUGCUUGGUAUAGUCUGGUUGCUGGCAGCUAUUGUUGGGUCACCUAUGUGGCACGUACAGCGACUAGAGAAUAAAUAUGACUUCCUUUAUGAUAAAGAAUAUGUUUGCUGCUUGGAAGAAUGGGCCAGUUCUGUUCACCAAAAGAUAUAUGCUACUUUCAUUUUGGUCAUUCUCUUCCUUCUCCCCUUGAUGCUGAUGCUCUUGCUCUACAGUAAGAUUGGUUGUGAGCUCUGGAUUAAGAAAAGAGUUGGGGAUGCUUCUGUUCUGCAAACCAUUCAUGGGAAUGAAAUGUCCAAAAUAGCAUGGAAAAAGAAGCGAGCAAUUAUCAUGAUGAUAACUGUUGUGGUUUUGUUUGCCGUUUGCUGGGCUCCUUUUCACGUAAUGCAUAUGAUGAUUGAAUACAGUAAUUUUGAAAAGGAGUAUGAUGAUGUCACCAUUAAGAUGAUCUUUGGUAUAGUUCAGGUAAUUGGGUUUUCCAAUUCCAUUUGCAACCCCAUCGUGUAUGCCUUUAUGAAUGAGAACUUCAAGAAAAACUUCGUCUCUGCAAUUUGCUUUUGCGUUCUAAAAGAAAACCGGGCCCCAUCUAAGCGACAUGGAAACUUGGAAAUUACGAUGAUACAACGAAAGGAAGCUGUUUGUAAGAGAGAGACAGUCUCCUUAGAUGAGAGCGGAAGAGAAGCAUUCAGUGAAGGGAACAUUGAAGUAAAACUCUGUGAUCAGCCCUUUGCCAAAAAGAAUUCCAGGAGACACCUUGCUCUGUUUACAUCUGGACUUGCUGGGCAGGCUUCACUGGGUUGCUAA